Molecule: messenger RNA, 1720 nt
Organism: Lates calcarifer (barramundi perch)
Lineage: Eukaryota; Metazoa; Chordata; Actinopteri; Centropomidae
Product: dual specificity calcium/calmodulin-dependent 3',5'-cyclic nucleotide phosphodiesterase 1A
Biological process (GO): signal transduction
Molecular function (GO): 3',5'-cyclic-nucleotide phosphodiesterase activity
Source: RefSeq, a predicted model, not a curated record
CUCUGCUCUGUGAACACAACAACUCCACAAAGACCUAAAGAAAACCCACCACCUCCCUCUCCUCCUCACCCACGCUGACAUGAACGAGGAGGCGGAGGAGUCGCAGGAGGUGUUGAAGGGCGAGGAGCAGGUGGACGAGCAGCAGGAGGAAGAGCAGCAACAGGAGAUGCAACAGGCGGGAAAACAAGGGGAGGAGGAGGAGAUGCAGCAACAGGAGGACAUACAGUCUGAGGAGGUGCAGCAAGGAGAGGAGGAGCUACAGAACGAGGAGGAGCAAGUGCAGCAACAGGAGAAGGAGCAGGAGGAGGAGUUGGGAACUGAGGAGAUGCUAGAGGAAGAGGAGGUGCAGCAGGAGGAGGAUGUACAGACGGAGGAGCACCAGCAGACUGUGGAGGUGCAGCAGCUGGAUGAGGAGGAGAUGCAACAAAAGCAGAACGAGGUGCAGCAGAGUGAGGUGGUAGAGCAGGAGGGGGAGGAGGAGGAGGUGCAGCAGAGUGAACAGGAGCAGAGGGAGGAGAAGCAGCAGGUAGAGGAGCUGCAGCACACUGAAGAGGCACAAGACUUUGUGGACGCUGUGGAGCAGAACCACAACAACCAGGUCCUGAUUCGACUGAGAGGAAUGCAGAAAUAUAAAAGUACAUCACAGAGGCUGAAGGGGGUCCUGGAGCAGAUGGACCGUGGAGUCGUGGACCUGCAGGAACUCCGCAGGAACCUGGAGCUCGCUGCUGCCAUGCUGGACGCUGUUUACACGGAUGAGACCAGGCGUCUGCUGGACACUGAGGACGAGCUCAGCGACCUGCAGGCAGAGUCGGUGCCCAGCGAAGUACGUGAUUGGCUGGCAUGCACCUUCAGCAGGAAGAUGGGCGUGGCCAAGCGUCGCCCUGAGGAGAAGCCCAGAUUCAGGAGCAUUGUCCACGCAGUGCAAGCUGGGAUCUUUGUCGAGAGGAUGUACAGACGGACAUCCAACAUGGCUGGUCUGACCUAUCCUCCCACAGCUUUGACAGCUCUGAAGGAAGUGGAUCAGUGGUCCUUUGAUGUUUUUUCCUUCCACGAGGCCACUGGAGACCACGCCCUCAAGUUCCUGGUCUACGACCUGCUGACACGCUAUGACCUCAUCAACAGGUUCAGGAUCCCAGUGCAGGCUCUGGUGCAGUUUGUUGAAGCUCUGGAGAACGGCUACAGCAAACACAGGAAUCCAUAUCACAACCUGAUCCACGCCGCUGAUGUCACUCAGACCGCACACUUCCUGAUGCUGCACACUGGACUCAUGCACUGGCUCAGCGAGCUGGAGAUUCUUGCGAUGGUUUUCGCUGCAGCGAUUCACGACUUUGAACACACAGGAACCACCAACAACUUCCACAUCCACACCAGGUCGGAGGUGGCCAUUCUGUACAACGACAGGUCGGUGCUGGAGAACCAUCACGUCAGCGCCGCCUACAGGCUGAUGGCCGAGGAGGACAUGAACAUCCUGGUCAACCUGAACAAGGACGACUGGAGGGAGCUGAGGUCUCUGGUGAUAGAGAUGGUGAUGUCCACAGACAUGUCCUGUCACUUCCAGCAGAUCAAGACCAUGAGGAACGCCCUGACACAGACACACGGCAUAGACAAAGUGAAGGUUUUGUCUCUGAUGCUUCACGCUGCUGACAUCAGUCAUCCUGCCAAAGCCUGGCCGCUGCACUACCGCUGGACUCACAGUCUGAUGGAGGAGUUCUUUAGACAG